Molecule: messenger RNA, 3814 nt
Organism: Exophiala viscosa
Lineage: Eukaryota; Fungi; Ascomycota; Eurotiomycetes; Chaetothyriales; Herpotrichiellaceae
Exons: 1
Coding region: 412-3684 (1090 amino acids)
Source: RefSeq, a predicted model, not a curated record
CCUGCGACAUGCUCGUUCCCCGUGGCAUACGUACCUCCAAGAUCCCGCACGUCUUGUCAUGACACUCGCUUCGUCUCCAUUCUUUGGGAACAUCAACAAAAAAGAACCGCAACGACCAUCUUCCACAUGCCUCUUCCCUCUCAUAUACGAUCAGGCCGACACGAUUCCUACAGCACCAACACACCCACAACGUCUACUUGAAGACCGUCAAUAUUAGACCACUGCACAUGAACAUUCACGAUCUGGCAGUGCCCACCCAGUCCUCUUGACCAGACUAUACUCUGCACUCCAUACAUUUCAGACAUGAGCAGGAAGUGGUAGUAGCCUCACUCAACGAAGAAUGGUCAUCCUUGAGCGCAGUGUCCUCUGCUGCACGGCGACCUCAAUACGUCGGACACGAUAAACUUCAACAUGGCGAACUAUGCGCCUUUGCAUCGACGCAGGCGGAUUUCUGAUCAUAACUCUCCAAGUUCUCCAUCUCUCUCGAGAAGAUUGGUCGAUCGUUCUGGCAGAUAUAGCGACGCUCUGAGUCCUGCAGAAGCCGCAUCUGGCACUGAUGAGUCGGAAAGUCCGUCGGGCAAGCUGCCUCUGCCCUCUCCUGCCUACGAUCGUCUCCAGGCGUUGUCAACUGCGCCUCUUCCCGUCAGAUCCUCGGGUGCUGAUCCCAGAAACCUCCAAAGGUCCUCCGAGGAGACUGGUCGGCCACGAUUCCGUCCAUCUGACGAAGCUGUUCGUCCAGCGACAAGCGAUGCUGCGGACCCCAACAGCCCUUCGCCCAAUGUCGCCUCGAAGCCUUCUCAUCAGUCCAUGGAACUGCCGUUGAGACCGAGUCCGGUGCCUCACAAUUCCAGUCCCAAUACCCUCAGAGAAGGGACGUCGCUGGAGCGAUCGAUCAGAUAUGGCGAUAAUCCAUCGUCCCCUCACUUCCGCAACCACAGCUUUUCUUCGCCACUGGCCGAUCGCUAUGCGCAUGACGAGCCGAUUUCGGUCAAAGGACAUGUGGGCAAAAAAAGCAGGUUGAAUCUACUGAACCCAAUGAGUCUGCUGGCUCGACGGCGGUCAUCACAAAACCAGAAACUCGAAGACAUCAACCUCAGCAUUAACACGCUGUCUGUACCGGCGCUUCCAGCCGACUUUGACCCAAGUAUCAGAGGAAAGGUCGUGCACGAUUUCUCGGCCCCGCGCACCCGCAGACUGUACUCUCAAAAUGAUGUUGGCACCCUCGACUCACCGGGCUUACGCGCAGGAUACGGAUCAGAUGUCAACCGCAGCAAUGAUCCACCAGGAACCCAGACUGCGGCGGCUGGGCCACCCAACAUAUCGCACAGUCCAAUGUUCAAGGAGCACUUUCAAGAGGAGGAUCGUCCAAGCUUACAGCCAGACCGAACUGGCUACUUGCAUAAUUUCAAUGCCUCUAGCGUUGCGUAUGCCCCUCAAGACCCGGACAAUGUGCCGGCAUUCGCGAAGCGGCUGCCAGCUGUAAUUCCGCAGCCUGAGUCCCACAUCAACGCUUCAUCACAAGACAAGGAAGAUAACCUCUUCGAAUCGCAGCGUGGAGACAAGUCACCUCUGCCACCCACACCACCGCCCAGGUCUACACCUUCGCCGAAGCUCGACCUACCACCGCCUGCAGCAUUGCCCAAGCACAUGACCAGCACCUCGUCUAGGUUCAGCUUUCAAUUAGCAGAGACCGGCUCUUCAGCCCAGGAAAGGUUGCUGGAAGAGAAACACAAGCAAUACGAAGCUACACGAAACCCUGCUGCCGAAGGCGGCGCCGGCCAAGACGACGAGUAUGCCGACUAUGACUUCGAUGCAGAUGACGGAUUCGAGGAGAAGAUCCCUGGUGUCAAUGCAGAUUAUGAUGAAGAUGACGGCUUCGGCGAAGACGAUGAUAUUCCACCUAGCAAUGCACUUGUGGCACGAUACGCAGCUCCUGAAGCUGAACUUGGUCCACCACCAGUAACCCAUAUUACAGAAUUGCAGGGGCAGUCUCUUCAGGGUUUCCACUUCACACCGCAGUCUUUGACAUUCAGUCCGACCAGCACCAACAAUGCUUCUCAGCCAACACCCCGGGACCAUGAAGGGUUGGCGAUCGGAAUCGCAAACUCAAGAGAGUCCUUCCAGCAUGGCCACCCUGAUAUUGAAGGCAAGGAGGAGCCGAUCGAUGCCAGCAAAGCUCCCAUGCUUGGUGGCCUCGGGAUAUCAGCAGCUGAAGUACGUGGGAGGCGAUCUUCUGUCACCUCGCGUCCCUAUGGACAGAUUUUUGACGACGAGGACCUCUACUUUGACGAUGGCGAGUUUGAUGUCCUUAACGUAGACAUACCAAGCGGAGAAUUUGACGAACAAAUUUUCGAUGACGAGACUGGCAAGAUCCGGGACAUACCGGCCGAGAACGCGCGCAAAUUUGAAGUUGCUAAACAGUCCGCUGGGCCAGAUGACGAGGUCGAAGUCUUGGAUCAGCUUGACGAUGAGGAGGCUAAGUCACAACCAUCAGAAAGCAAUAGCACUCAAGGCCCGUCGCGACAGGCGCAUCCAUCGUCGCAGGAACCAGGUCAGCUGAGCCAGGCCGACCCAGCACACGGCGGCCAGGUCACUGGCCUGACCGAAACAAACCUUGCAGCUUAUCAUGAUGCACUGGCAUUUGCAGCAAACCAAGCCGCCGCAAACGGGAAAUUCGAUCGAAAAGUAAGUUUCGAUCAGAUCUCCAACGGUACUUCACGGUCAGCCCUUGAAAGUAGCCAGCCAGGAGUGAUCUCGGAUGACGGACACUUCAGCUAUAGUUUCAAUCCCGCUGUCGCAGAUGAUGACGGUUUCCCCUUUGACGAUGAUCUUGAGGAUGACCCAAUGAUUGCGGAAGCCAACGCCGAGGUUCUGGAGAAUGACGACGAAGGUUUCUAUGGUCGUGAAUUUGGAUUCUACGCGCGAUCUCACAACAAAGCUAGCACGGAGCUCGUCAAUGGCGGCUACUUCGCUGAACGCGGCUCCAAUGGGGUGAAACGUAGUCACAGUGGUAAAGCAAACUUUCAAGAGCCCAGCCUGACUCCUAUCACGGAGCGCAGUGAAUGGAGCACUCGGAACUCGGUGGUGUCUUUGCAACUCCCCGGUGGUAUGCCGGCUUCAGCGCACUCAUUGCCUAGCCCGGGCAUUGCGCAGCUACUGGAGCUUGAUUCACCUUCGUACGACGAGGAUAUGAGUUUCAGUGCCUUGCUGAAGCUUCGUGGAAGAACCUUUGGAGGAAGUUCAACCAGCAUCAACAGCUCAAAUGCAGGACAUCCUGUCAGUUCACCACUGGCCCACUUCUCCAACCAUUCUUUCACGCAAGGAGAUGGUGGAGCUGGAAGGAUGGCAUCUUCUAUACAGGGUCGAGCUUCGCCAGCAGGAAUACCGGAGUCAGAGGAAGAAGACGACGAAGCCGAGAGACUUACGCUAACGCAGAACACGCCUCGUAAGAAGGUGAUUGAGCCGGUUACAGUCAUGUCACAGGAGGAAAUGCCCUUCUCACCUGCAGCGGCUCCUGGUGGUGAACGCCGGAAAGGGCAACACAGCAGGACAAGCAGUGGGGCAGAAAGCGUCAGCUAUGCUCAAGAUACAAAUGGAAGAUGGGUUCUUGAGAGGAGGCGAACCGAUGAAGGAAGCGGUACUGAAGUUAUUGAUCGCGAAUAUCUAGCGGGCGUUCGAAUUUAAGCAUGGGAGAUAAAGGAUAUAUGAAGAAUUGGAUCCCGAGUAUGGGGAUAUUGUUUUCGGAAGAAAAAAGCACAUACAGGACGACGAUAUGAUACCCCUAUAGAUUUGAAUACAGUACGCACUUGUUGGA